Molecule: messenger RNA, 1359 nt
Organism: Helianthus annuus (common sunflower)
Lineage: Eukaryota; Viridiplantae; Streptophyta; Magnoliopsida; Asterales; Asteraceae
Exons: 4
Coding region: 449-1180 (243 amino acids)
Source: RefSeq, a predicted model, not a curated record
UAUACACACACAUACAUACGUAUAUAACAUCGUGAACCUCAAUUCUAUCUAUUCUUUAUUCACACCCCAUAAAAGAAAAAGAAGUGUGUACACCCACAACAACAAGUCCAUAAUCAAUGGCCCAACUGAUCCUUCAACAUUUAUCAAAAAACAAAAUCUUGGAAACAAAUCAAUCAAGACCAACACAUGAAAUUUCUUCUUCAAAUUCCAACCACUUCUGCAACCCCCUAAAAUAUGGUCUUUUUUGGGGGCUUUCUGUUGGCUCACAAUUUCAACUUUUCAUCACAAACAACACAAGAAAAAAACAGGAACCUUCUUCUUAUCACCACCACCGGUUCAUCUUUCUUCAUUUAAAGUCUUUGAUACCCACAACCUCUCAUCUUUCUUAUUACUAUUAUUAUUAUUAUUAUUAUUUUUCUUGCAACCCCUUUUGGGAAAUUGAGAUCUGAUGAUGAGUAAAAAGAUGAAAUUGGAUUAUGAGGAUGCUAGGGCAAGAUUUAAGCACCAAACCCUUUUUCAAGAUUACAUGGAGUUGCAGCAGGAAACAGAGGCUGCAAGGAGCAAUUUGAUGGCCUUAAAGCAAAAUAAGCUAACCUUACAAGCUGAAGUUAGGUUCUUGAGGCGAAGACACAAAUUUCUAUUAGAAAACAAGUCAUCAACCCUACAAGAACAAGUUUUUAUGAACCCACAGCCGACCCACAUCAGAAAAAGCAACAAAGAAAAGGUUCAUAUGGAAAAGUGGUUUACUUUACCCAAGUUACCACCUUCAGGGAAGAAAAAAACACCUCGAAGCAUACCGUCACCUGAAUUUGACUUGACUUUUGAAGAUUCUUUUUAUGGUGUAAAACAACAAUCGGCUCAAAGAGCAAUUGCGAACCAAAGGGUCAGGAUCAAUGGACCAAAGGCAUCCACAUUCCUUGAUUUGAGUCAGAAAGACGACGCGUUUGGAAGUCAAAAACCUUCAGGUCAAACACGAAAACCUGAAAUCGACCUGAACCAGAUAUCUAGAGAAGAAGAGGAAUUAGAAGAGCAACGUGAGCCGUUUGAUCAUGUAAUGCAUGGUUUGAUGAGAAAAGGCGUUGACGAGCAGCACACAGAUGAACGGUUAUCCAUGUUUAGGAAUGUUGGCAGUGGGAAGAGGAAGGUCUCUUGGCAAGAUCCAGUGGCUGUAAGGGUAUGAACUAUGAACAUAGUUGAUUAUGGGAUUUGAACAUUGGUUUUGUGGGUCUCAAAAUGGAAGAUAAAGAUCAAAAUUUUGUUGUUGAUUUCUUUCGUUGGAGGAACUUUGUGGAGAUUUAUUUUGGGUUGUAAAUGGAAAUUAGUGUGCUCUAAUUAUAGAUUUAUUCUGCCUUUUUAACC